GUGGCUGCAACCAGCGGUGCUGUAAUCUCUGGGAAGGUGUCAAUCGAAUUCCCCUGGCGGGUGAAGUGGUUUCCCCCUCCCCUUUUCCUUUGCUGUGGCCGCCUCUCUUCGCUGUGUGUGUGUGUGUGUGUGUGAGAGAGAGUGAGAGAGAGAAAGGGGGAGGGCUGGGAAAACUCAGGGUAAAGCUGAGCAGAGGAACAGUUACUGGAUGGAGUGAGUGAGUGUGUGAGAGAGAGGCGGUGUGAGCCUGCUGCAUGUAACAGAGCAGAGAGGUGGCAACUAGCGCUGGACUACUACUGCCUAUAACACCACCAACCUCCCAAAUGUGCCUCUAAACGCUGGCAGAUGCAGCAAGGCAGCUAGAAUGGGCAAACUCCACUCGAAACAUGCCGCCGUUUGUAAAACGAGAGAAAGCCCAGAAGGUGACAGUUUCGUGGUGAAUGCCUGCCUCAAUCGCCGGGGGCUGGAGGAAUGGGUGGCUGCACAGGAUAAGGUCCCGGGCUGCAAGGCUCAGCCCUGCCGGCUCUCCACCGCGGGGUCGGUUGGUGAAUUUUGCAGGCAAGGAUACAGUGAAGAACAAUAUCCUUUAGAAGUUGCUCUACCUCCAGAGAACGUGGAAGGUUUCAGUCACGCAACUGAGAAGAAAAUGGAGAAGGGGGCCGGUCAAGGCAGCAUGAAGAAGCAAUUGAAAUUUGAAGAGUUGGAAUGUGAUGUGUCUGUACAAGACGACAGCAGGCAGGAGUGGACAUUCACCUUGUAUGACUUCGAUAACAAUGGCAAAGUCACCCGUGAGGAUAUCACCAGUCUCCUGCACACUAUCUAUGAGGUGGUGGAUACAUCUGUGAACAACACCCCAAGUAGCAGUAAAACUCUGCGGGUAAAGCUAUCUGUGACGCCUGAUGCCAAGCAGAAGAGAAAAGGCAAUCAAACAUGCCACGCCGAUGCUAGCAGUCCGUGGACAAAGGCUGACAGCAAAAGUGUGGAGGAGUCAAAGAACCCAGAGAAGAAAUCUCGCCCGCCUCUCCAACGCCACAACAGCGACCAGCAUCCCCAACACAACACCUGCGCUCAGCAUUGUCUGGAUGACAACACAGAGAGGAGAAACCACUACCUUGACUUGGCAGGGAUAGAAAACUACACCUCAAAAUUUGGACCAGCAGGUUCAACUCCAGCGGCCUCCAGGAAGGAGAACCAGUCGAGGGUUUGGCAGCAAGCCAGGUCGCGCUCCCAUGAGCCCGACGCAUCGCACGGCCACCACAGGCGAUCGCAACCCAUCGACCCCGGACACGGCCACCCUCCCGCGCACAGCAGGGCGGUGGAACUGCAGCAACGACUGCGUAGCCAGGACAGCGCCAAGCAUUCGGUUAAAUCGCCCAAGGCUCCGGGUAAAGUCGCCGCGGCGGGAGCGGCCGGCAAGGUGGGAAGGAGCAAAUCCUCGCAGGGUCCUCACGUGCCGACGGCAUCCACUCCCGCGGCAGCGGCGGCAGCGGCCGGCCCGGGUAUCCCGUGUCCACCGGCGCAGCUCGCCCCGCAGCAUCCGCCGGGCCACAGGAAGCACCGGCAGAAGGCCAGGGAGGCCCAGCAAGCCUACAAGACCUUCCAGCCCUCGCCGCGGGUGGCCGAGCAGGAGCACGUGAAGGACCUGCCGUCACUCCUGCUCUACGACGGACAUGUUGGCCGCAUGAUCCAGAGACACGAACACCACCACCACCACGAACACCACCACCACUACCACCACUUCUACCAGACAUGAGCUGGGCCGGAAACCACUGCAUCCGAUUCUGAAAGACUGCGUUUUUUGUGACCACUAAACUAGACAGUAUUGUUAAUGAUAGUUAAAUAUAAGAUGAGCAGAUCGUAACUUUCGACCAUGAAAUCUAAUGAAGUGACACUAAAAGACUUAAGAACAGCUGACUACCUCCAGUUUUAAACCAGAUUUUAUUUUACUUGGCCUGUUGAAUGAGUCACAAGGGGUUUUACUGUUCUGGAUUACUUGUUACCUGUUUGGGUUGUCCACAAUUUCUGUGAUUUAUCAACUGUGUUAAGAUUGGCAUUAAGCCACAUUUGCCAGCUCUUCAGUUAGUGUAAGACAAGGUUGGUUUUAUAUUUUGUUGUGGACUUCAAACCUUGUUUCGAAUUUUUGAAGGGUUAGGGUUCCUAGAAGAAAGGAGUUAUGACGCUGGUGGACAUUAGUGCCGAUAUCUGUGUCUGCGUUUAUUCGUGCAGGAGGGAACUGCAGAUGCUGGUUUACACCGAAGACAGACACAAAAUGCUGGAGUAACUCAGCGGGACAGGCGGCAUCUCUGGAGAGAAGGAAUGGGUGAUAUUUCUGGCCAACACCCUUCUUCAGUCUCAAUAGACAAUAGACAAUGGGUGCAGGAUUAGGCCAUUCGGCCCUUCGAGCCGGCACCGCCAUUCAAUGUGAUCAUGGCUGAUCAUCCCCAAUCAGUACCCCGUUCCUGCCUUCUCCCCAUAUCCCCUGACUCUGCUAUUUUUAAGAGCCUUAUUUAGCUCUCUCUUGAAAGCAUCCAGAGAACCUGCCUCCACCGCCCUCUGAGGCAGAGAAAUCCACAGACUCACCACUCUCUGUGAGAAAAAGUGUUUCCUUGUCUCCGUUCUAAAUGGCUUACUCCUUAUUCUUAAACCGUGUCCCCUGGUUCUGGACUCCCCCAACAUCGGGAACAUGUUUCCUGCCUCAAGCGUGUCCAAACCCUUAACAAUCUUAAAUGUUUCAAUGAGAUUGCCUCUCAUCCUUCUAAACUCCGGAGUGUACAAGCCCAGCUGCUCCAUUCUCUCAGCAUAUUACAGUCCUGCCAUCCCAGGAAUUAACCUUGUAAACCUACGCUGCAUUCCCUCAAUAGCAAGAAUGUCCUUGCUCGAAUUAGGGGACCAAAACUGCACACAAUACUCCAGGUGUGGUCUCACUAGGGCUCUGUACAACUGCAGAAGGAUCUCUUUGCUCCUAUAUUCAAAUCCUCUUGUUAUAAAGGCCAACAUGCCAUUCGCUUUCUUCACUGCCUGCUGUACCUGCAUGCUUACUUUCAUAGACUGAUGUACAAGGACCCCUAGAUCCCAUUGUACUUCCCCUUUUCCCAACUUGACGCCAUUUAGAUGGUAAUCUGCCUCCCUGUUUUUGCUACCAAAGUGGAUAACCUCACUUUUAUCCGCAUUAAACUUCAUCUGCCAUGCAUCUGCCCACUCCCCCAACCUGACCCUGUCACACUGCAAUCUCAUAGUCUCUACUCAAAACAUCACCUAUUCCAUCUAUCCUGAGAUGCUGUCUGUCCCGCUGAGUUACUGCAGCUUUCUGUGUCUAUCAUCUGAGUAUAUUUGUUGCUUAAAUUAGGCAACUUCUGAAAAAUGAUCGAUUUGAAUGUUUUGGAACUGAACUUGCUUUUUAGUUCUUUUUGGGCGCUCAAAACUGUGUUGUAUCUCCCCCAGGUUCACUUCAUUCUAACUACAUACUUACAUUGAGUGAAUUCACUAACCUAGCCCAUGGAUAUAAGUUCCAACUUCCUGCAUCAAUAAAUUAUUUUAUUGCAGAUCUGAGGUUUAUAUGGGCAUAAGUUCAAGGAGCAGAAUUAGGCCAUUCGGCCCAUCAAGUCUACUCCUCCAUUCAAUCAUGGCUGAUCUAUCUCUCCCUCCUGGCCCCAUUCUCCUGCC
This is a messenger RNA of Leucoraja erinaceus (little skate), 3663 nucleotides long. Its product is annotated as protein naked cuticle homolog 1-like. The coding region runs from base 365 to 1753 and encodes 462 amino acids. NCBI's taxonomy places the organism in Eukaryota, Metazoa, Chordata, Chondrichthyes, Rajiformes, Rajidae. The record is from RefSeq and is a predicted model, not a curated record. Gene Ontology annotation, cellular component: cytoplasm. Gene Ontology annotation, molecular function: calcium ion binding. The transcript has 10 exons. Gene Ontology annotation, biological process: negative regulation of Wnt signaling pathway.